Molecule: messenger RNA, 2613 nt
Organism: Komagataella phaffii GS115
Lineage: Eukaryota; Fungi; Ascomycota; Pichiomycetes; Pichiales; Pichiaceae
Product: Karyopherin beta, forms a dimeric complex with Srp1p (Kap60p)
Exons: 1
Coding region: 1-2613 (870 amino acids)
Biological process (GO): protein import into nucleus
Cellular component (GO): nucleus; cytoplasm
Molecular function (GO): small GTPase binding; nuclear import signal receptor activity
Source: RefSeq, a predicted model, not a curated record
AUGAGUGACAUCAACAUUUCACAAGUUCUCCAGAACGCAAUCUUGGCUACGGAUGCAAACAAGCGUUCCGAAGCAGAGAAUCAACUUAAUGGGCUUCUCAACAGUAAUUUCCAUGAAUAUUUAAGACUUUUAACCAACACGUUGGCGGACGAGAAUGAACGAACUGAAGUUCGAAUGCUCGCUGGUUUGGGCUUGAAGAACCAGCUGACUGCCAAGGAUGAAAGGACCAAGCAAGCCAGAGCUAACCGUUGGAUAGAGUUGGAGACUGAAGCUAAGAAGCAAAUCAAAGAAACCGCAUUAAAGGCUCUUUUGACGGAGGAUACCAGAGUGGCCAACUCCGUGGCUCAGUUGGUAGCUGCUAUUGCUGAUAUCGAGUUACCUAGAUCUGAAUGGCCAGAGCUCAUGUCAAUUAUAGUAGAAAACACAAAGGCUGACAAACCAGUGAACGUUAAACGUGCCUCCUUAUUGACCAUUGGUUACAUCUGUGAGACAGCAGACCCGUUAAAUGCUGGUGUAGUGUCCCAGGCUAAUGGAAUUUUAAUUGCCAUUGUUCAAGGUGCUCAAGCCUCUGAACCUUCGAAGAUAGUACGUUUAACCGCCAUAAAUGCUUUAGUGAACUCCUUGGAGUUUAUCAGAUAUAAUUUUGAAAGAGAGGGAGAAAGAAACUUUAUCAUGCAAGUAGUCUGCGAAACUACCCAGGCAGAUGAUCCAGAGUUACAAGCGAGUGCAUUUGGUGCUCUUGCCAAAAUCAUGAGUUUAUAUUACCCGUAUAUGAGCGUUUACAUGGAACGAGCGUUAUAUGGAUUGACAGUUUCUGGUAUGCAGAGUUCUAACGAAAAAGUCGCCUGUAUGGCCGUGGAAUUUUGGAGCACUGUCUGUGAAGAGGAGCUAGAAAUUGCCUUACAAAAGGAAGAGUAUGCCGAAACUGGUACUGCGGCAGAAGACCUGACAUCCUACAACUUUGCAUUGGUGGCAAUCCAAGAUGUUCUGCCAACCCUCCUGACACUACUCACAAGACAAAAUGAAGACGCAGAAGACGAUAGUUGGUCUGUUGCAAUGGCUGCAGGUGCUUGUUUGCAGCUCUUUGCUCAGAAUACCGGAAACUAUGUUGUCCAGCCAACGCUUCAAUUUGUCGAGGGAAACCUAACUGGCCCUACGUGGAGGAAUAAGGAAGCAGCUGUUAUGGCUUUUGGGUCGAUCUUAGAUGGUCCUGAUAGAGAGCAGUUGAAGGUUUUGAUCUCACAGGCCCUUCAGCCAAUCCUGCAGCUUAUGCAAGAUGAAUCAUUGCAUGUCAAGGAAACUGUAGCAUGGUGCUUAGGAAGAAUUGCAGACCUGGUCAUUGAUGCCAUUGAUAUCAAUCAACAUUUGCCAGCCGUUAUUCAAGCGGUCGUACAAGGAUUGGCUGACCAUCCCAAAGUUUCAACCAACUGCUGUUGGACUUUGAUUAAUUUGAUGGAACAACUGUGUGCAAACGGAUCGCAAUUGGAAACUACACCAAUGUCGCAAUAUUAUGAAACUCUAGUUCCAACACUUAUCAAAUUGUCUGGUUCGGAAGAGAAUGAGUACUCUGCUCGUACCUCUGCAUAUGAAACCCUAGCGACCCUUGUGUAUUACAGUUCCAAUGAUGUCAUGCCCAUAGUAAACCAGGUUGCGUCAGAGGUUUUGAACAGAUUGGAAGCCACCAUUCAAAUGCAACAGCAUGUGGAAACUGCCGAGGAAAAGGCAAACUUGGAAGAACUCCAAAGUAGCAUUCUAAGUCUCCUGACCAACGUCAUCCGUCGGGCAGGACUAGAAGUAAGCGCUGUAUCUGACAAUUUGAUGGAAUUGUUUUUAAGACUGUUGCAAGCGCAAGAAAACAAUGCUCUGAUUGAGGAGGACAUUUUCAUAGCCAUUUCAUCCAUUGCCACGGCAAUAGAGAAGGGCUUUGUGAAAUACAUGGAUGCAUUUUUGCCUUUCCUGGUAGCUGCGUUACAGAAUAUUGAGUCUCCAGUUUGUAAUACGGCUAUUGGAUUGAUUGCUGAUAUCUCACAUUCACUCGGUGAUGGAAUCCUUCCAUAUGUUCCUAACCUGAUUAAUAUUUUGGGAGCUGCUCUUAUGAAUCAAAACAUCAAAAGAGAUUUAAGACCUAUAAUAUUGUCAUGUUUUGGAGACAUUGCAUCGUCUAUUGGUGAACACUUUUUACCAUAUCUGGAAGUGGUGAUGAACAUUUGCGCAAGCGCUCAAUCUCUGCAGGUAGAAGAUGGUUCAAUUGAAAAUUUGGACUACAUCCUUACCGUGAGAGAGUCCGUAUUGGACGCGUACGUCGGCAUUAUUGGAGGAUUGCAUUCACAUCCAGAAGCCAUUUUCCCCUACACCCAGCAGGUGAUGGACUUUUUAUUAUCAGUUUAUUCGGAUAUAAACAUGUCUUCUUCUGACACCGUUAGUCGAUCUGCAGUGGGUAUUCUAGGUGAUCUUGCUUUGAUGUUCCCUAAUGGGGAAAUCAAACAAAUUUACACGCAAGAUUGGGUGACACAGUUUAUAAAGAGCACGAGGUCAAAUCCUUCUUUCCAACAGUCUACCAAGGACACUGCCAGAUGGGCCAGAGAACAGCAGAAAAAGCAGUUGUCUCUAUAA